Messenger RNA from Gossypium raimondii (Peruvian cotton), 806 nucleotides. Its product is annotated as mediator of RNA polymerase II transcription subunit 9. Bases 81 to 605 code for a protein of 174 amino acids. The transcript has 6 exons. Lineage: Eukaryota; Viridiplantae; Streptophyta; Magnoliopsida; Malvales; Malvaceae. The record is from RefSeq and is a predicted model, not a curated record. Gene Ontology annotation, cellular component: mediator complex.
GUUAGCAACGACCCUCAUCUUCACUGUCUAACUGUGCGCCGCUGGAAAGGAGAAGAAGCGAGAGAGAGAGAAAGAAGACGAUGGAUCCGUACUUAGGAGGAAGCUGGACUAUGAUCCCCAGCAUCCCAACCCACAGUAACGUAUCUACUCCCACCAAUCAAGACCAUCUAUACCUUUCCCCUCCUCCACCCUCACAACAACAACAGUUUCAUCCACAACAAUUCCAACAACAACAGCAGCAACGUAUGUUACAGCAGCAGCAACAACAACAACAACAGCAGCAGCAGCAAGUGCAGCAGAAUCAGCAACAACAGUCACUAGCUUCUCACUUCCAUCUCUUACAUUUGGUGGAGAAUUUGGCUGAUGCUAUUGAUAAUGGAAGUCGGGAUCAACAUUCUGAUGCUUUGGUUAAUGAACUGAACAAUCACUUUGAGAAGUGCCAGCAGCUUUUGAACUCGAUUGCUGCAUCAAUUAAUUCUAAAUCCAUGACUGUUGAAGGUCAAAAGAAAAAGCUGGAGGAAAGUGAACAAUUGCUAAACCAAAGGAGGGAUCUGAUAGCCAAGUAUAGAAGCUCUGUGGAAGACCUUUUGAAGACCGAGCCAUAGUCGUUUCUCAUGCUACUAAGCACAGGUCAAGAGCUCCCAUGUUUAACUCUGAGAGAUGGGAAGGAAACCCUGAGAACUUGUAAUCAUAGAAUGAAGUAAAACAGUUUCAUCUUGUUCAGCAAGUAGAAAGUUGUUUCUUUUCCUAGCUUUUUCUUAUAUCAAACUUUAUUUUAUAUUCAAAUGCAAUCUUGGGUUUCAUAA